CUGAUGUAAAACAAAAGUUGAAGCUUAUUUCCCAACUUUUCGGUUGUUGGAGGAGUGAGAUGUUAGAGACCCAACCCCAUUCAGGACAGGUAGGUCGACUAGCGGAACAUCACCACACGGAUAUCGAACCGGCGGUCCUUCAGAUUCGAACGGCAGAGCUCUGAUUCUGUGUCACUGGUAUCUUGAGAAACAGUCUCAGAAAAAAAAGCUUGCGAAGUCGGUAUUCAAAAAUCUUUGAAAGCAAUUCACAUAAUUCACCUAAAAUGUUAUUACAAAGUUUCAAAAAAUAUAAUGUUACACUUCACAUUUAGAAACGUUUUCAAGGUUUCACAAAAUCACAAGCGUCACUGAGGAGCUCUAGAGUUACUUCCGGUUUUUUGUAAACUUCUAUCGCUGUCAGCUAUUGUUUAUACGAAAGUUUAGGCACUUUACUUUUGAAUUCAUUUCUGCCAUUGUUCAAAAUUCUGUAGGGAGGAGUGGGGGGGGAGUCAGAUAAUGACAUCCGCUUUUCUUUCAAAACCUCGUGAAUCAUGUUUCCUUAUUAACCAGAUGCUGAUGCCUAGUUCCUAUAAAGUGUCACGUGACAUUUUCCCUUCCCGUCUUCUCUCCUUUUCUAAACUAUAGACUCACAGGUCCGUGUAAAGAUUACUUACUCUGGGUGAGUAUAACGGUCGCAUGAAGGACUGUUUCAUUGUAGAUAUUUUUGCUCAGAUUGUUUGGAUUCACGUGUUGUGACUUACAAUACACGUAUCUAUCUCUUUAAAUUCUCAAUGGCCGAGUCAGUCGCAGUGCCGACCGUAUAGUGAACACUAGUCACAGGUCAGAGUUCGCCACUGAACUAAGUUCUGGUUUGUCCGAGCCGAGCUUUACACAGCUGUGUACUUACCGCGUAGACAAGAUGUUGGUUUGGAAGAAGUGUUUACAAUACUUGAACCUACAAACAGUUUGGCUUUGGCUGUGCACCAGUGGACUGUAGCUGUGCGAUGUGUCAGUGGUUUUUAUCGUCAAGUCCCUCCAUUAUCGCCGCCAAAGGACGGUCGGAACUUUACUCUGUGGUUACCUCCAUUGCGCAUGUCAACCACUCAUGGAGGACAGAAACAGUUCUGAUGCCCUCAGCCGGCGUCUCGGGUCAUCUUUAUCAUCGUCGGCAGCUCGGAGAUCGUGUGCGGGGUCAGCGGCAACCUGCUGCUGUUGUUGUUCCUGGCCACCAGGUAUUCCCUGCACACACACACGGUGCACAACCUGUUCAUCGUCAACUUGGCGCUGACAGACGUCUUCUCGCUGGGCUACUGGCUGGUCUUCUUCGUUCUCGAUUCUGUACUUAGGCUACAACCCUGUGGUCAACGACGGUCACUGCGUGGCCAACGGUGUCAUCGUCGCCACCAGCACAGCGGUGUCUGUAUUGUCCCUCGUCAGCAUCUCCGUGAAUCGCUACCUACACGUGUGUCACUACCGGUUCUACCAGAGGAUGUUCACCAAGUCCCGCACAUCAGUCACCUGCAUCGCCUGCUGGGUGCUGGGCUUCAUGCUCUCUCUCCCUCCACUGGUGGGAGUCGGCUCGUACUGCUAUUACCCCAAAGCACACGUUUGCUCCUUCUGUAGAGAGGGACAUCAGAUAUACCCCAAAGUGGUGAUCGCUGUGUUGACCAUAAUCCCCAUGUGCAUCAUUGGAUACUGCAAUUAUAGUAUUUUUCGCUACUGGAAGACCGCGUAUUCAGCUAAAAAUAAGGCACAACGCUUCCAGAAGAAACCGAAGAGGAAAGACAGGAACGUGCGACCUGCAAGCGGCAACGAGGCUGAGCUGCCAAAUGUAACCUUUGAUCCUGAGAACGAUCCAGUGUCGACGACCAACGACAGCGACUACACCAGAGACUGGAGAAGAACCGCCAAGAGCUGCCCCAUGGUGCAUCCGCAUCACAGAAGCAGCCAAGCUGGGAAUAGGAAGUCUGGAAGGCAAGUAGACGCGUCCACAGACAAUCUGAGCGAGGAUGUCCUCACCAGCAUAGAGGCACCUGAUGAGUUGGAGGAGUGCUCGCGUACUCCAGACAGCGAUCUGUGUAGCUCCAGCGAGGAGUACUCAAGAUUCCCCAGCGACACAUGUAACCCACAGUCAAGUAUCGCCAGAAGCGAAGAGCAGACAGCAGGACAGAAAGGUCUGGACACACGACUCGAUGGAGAGGCAUGUUGUGAAGCUCUGAGGUCAGAGGUGGACAAGGAACACCGCGAUUCCGAAAAGCACGCGACAGACGAGAACGGAGACGAGCAAUCAAAAGAGACCUUAUCGGGAGGAAACCAUGAAGACUUGGAGGCUGAGUUGCCGAACAACCAAAAGAGCUCCGUGAGGAAAUUUCCCUUCAAAUCAAACUCGACUCGCACUAAGGGAAGCCGCUGAAGGAGUUCAAGACGAACAGAAACACAUUCGCGCAGCACGUUAAAUACAAGGGAGAGAAGCGGAGAGCGAAGGAGAAGGCUUUUGUUCGCUCCCUUUUUGUCGUCGUGGUUCUUUUUUUCUGCUGUUUUCUCCCGUUCACAUUGGUCCACGCUGUGGAUUCUUACCGCCAGUUAGCCCCGGAAGUUGUCAUCUCCGCCGACCUCCUCAUGUUUCUCAGCAGCACGGUCAACUGGAUUGUGUAUGGGGUCAUGAACCCGUCCUUCCGGCGGGGCUACAAGAAGCUGCUGAGCAGGGUGCAGUGGGCGCUGUGCCGGAGACCAGACUCGUUGGAGCUGGGUGUGGGAGGCUCUAUGAGCAGCCUCACCAUCAGCUGGAGUCGCUGCACCAAGACACAGUGAGCUCGUGUGUAUAGAAAAUGUUCCGAGACGCUUUUUGUGUAGCGGGGGCUGGUGACAUUAUUUGCACAAACAGGACCCCUGGCCUGAAAGCUGUAUACACUGUAAGCCUGCGGUCUUUAACAUUGCGAACCUUCAAUCUGUGUCACUAUGAGCUCAUGUUUAUCUUUCAGGAAGGUGUGGCUAGUUUUUUAUCCCCAAAAAAACAGGUUUUU
Pomacea canaliculata is the source of this 3002-nucleotide messenger RNA. RefSeq lists its product as uncharacterized. The transcript has 2 exons. The record is from RefSeq and is a predicted model, not a curated record. Bases 1469 to 2392 code for a protein of 307 amino acids. Gene Ontology annotation, molecular function: G protein-coupled receptor activity. Gene Ontology annotation, cellular component: membrane. Gene Ontology annotation, biological process: G protein-coupled receptor signaling pathway. NCBI's taxonomy places the organism in Eukaryota, Metazoa, Mollusca, Gastropoda, Architaenioglossa, Ampullariidae.